AUGGGAAAUGUAGAGGUACAUGAUUUAGCACCAGUUAGAGAUGAUGAAAGGAAAGAACUGAAUUUGAGUCGGAAAAUAUCUUACAAACAAUAUGAAAAGCACACGAAAGGAAGCUACCAUGAGGCCUGCCUUACAGAACUACCAUGGAACAUCAGGGAUUCAGUGUCUCUCUAUGAGAGCAUGUCUGCUUCAUUUAAUGCCAUCACAGAACUGCCUCCAGAGUUGCCUCUACGAUUGCCACACUUAUCAAGCUUAGAUCUCAGUAACAAUGCAUUAGAAUAUCUACCAGAAAGUUUUGGACUCUUAUUUCACUUACAGACCCUAAUGCUUCAACGCAACAAAUUAAAAGACUUACCAGAAUCUUUUGUACAUUUAGUUAAAUUAGAGAAAAUCGAUCUAUCACACAAUCAGUUGAAAGAUUUACCAGAAGAUUUUGGUAAAAUGGAAAAACUGAGUAAACUAAAUGUUUCACACAAUAAAUUACGUGUAUUGCCAGUAUCUUUAGGUGGAUGUGAAACUUUGACUUUAAUUCUAGCCUCAGAUAAUAGAUUAACUGUUCCACCACAAUGCAUAUCAAAUGAAGGUUCAUCUGCUAUAUUGAAAUUCUUACGUAGAAAAUUUUCUUGUGUAUCAAUAUGCUCAGCAUCCGAAAUCAAAAUGACUGUCAAUGUCUUUCCCCGUGUCCGUGGUAACCAGUGCCAAAAUGUUCAAUCAAACAAUCCCUCCAUCCAUUCACAUUACAUCAAAGUACAAACUGAAACAACCAAUACCCCAGCAAGAAUAAAAACUCCUCUAUUACCACCAGCAGAUGCAACUGGUCUAGGACCAGAUGAACUUGCAGAUAAAAUAACCGGUUUACUUUAUGGGGCAGCAAUAGGUGAUGCAUUAGGUAUAGCAACUCGCUGGAUGACAGAAGAUGAAUGUAGUUUUUAUUACCCAGACAGAUAUAUAAGUUAUAAAGAUAUUAUUGUUGAUGAAAAUAGAGUAUGGUGGAGACAAGGUGAUUGGACAGCUAAUAUGGAUCAUAUGAUUAUUGUCUUAGAUUCUAUUAUAUCCUGGGCAGGAGUUGUAGAUGAAUUAGAUUUUGCUAAAAGACUAUAUCACUGGUAUCGGUAUGGUUUUAGUGAGUUGGGUGAUGUUGAAGGCAUAGUAUUGAGCCCAACACUACUUCAGUUAUUUAAGAUAAAAGAAUACACAACUAACCCUCACCACUCUGCUGAACAGAUUGUUAAAGACCCACCUAUGACUCACAACUCUCUUAAUGGAGAUAAUGACUCAUAUGAUUCUAUGUCUGACUCUGGUAUUGAUAGUCCAAAAAAAAAGAUGUUUGGUCAACCACACCAGUAUGCUGCUAACGCCAUCACUCCAGGUGCCUGUGAUGAAUUCGGAGUUGACAAUGCUGCUGUAUUUAGAAGCUGUAUUUUAGGAAUACCAUCAUUUCAUGAUAUAACGGAAGUAAAGAAUAAUUCAGUUAGGAUUUGUCUGGCUAGUCAUAAUAAACCAAUCUGUAUAGCCAGUUGUGUUACUGUCUCAACAUUAAUAGCUCUCUUAUUACAGAGAAAAGAAGAUGAUAUAGAUGAAAUAAUAACAGAAGCUCUCAAGCAUGGUGUGCAAUAUUUAAAAAAUGAAGAAGAUAAAAAGGAAUUUCUGGCUUUAAGAAAUGUUAAAGAUAUUUCAGAUUUAAAGGCAAGAGAAGAUGGUAAAGGAAGUCAUAUCUAUAAACCUAUCAUAGCCUCUAUUAUAGCCUUAAAAUCAAAACUAAGUUACAAAGAAACAAUACUAGAUAUAAUUAAAGAGUGUGGUGAUAGUAAUAGUAAUGCAUGUUUAGCUGGAGCAGUAUUAGGUUGUAAAUUAGGUUUUACUCACCUACCAUCUACUUAUAUUACUGAGUUACGUUAUAAACAAACUGCUUGGUUAAAUAUUAAAAUUAAUUGUUUACUUGACAUGAUGGGUUUACCUUGAAUUUCUAAUUUAUGGGGAUUACUUCAUGGCAUCAUGUCUGCAGGAGUAACUUCCAGUCAUUGAUACAGCAACACAAUAAAUGGUUCAUUCAUGAUCAACUAGUCAAAUAGAUCCGCUGGAACCAAAUUGAUUAAUUUACAGGUUGCAUAUAUUUCUAUUCUUAUAUACUCUACUACUAUAUAGUCUACUAUUUGGUAUAAUCUUUAAUUGAAGUUAUUAGUGAUGGGAAAACUGGUUUGUUGUAUCUUGGGCUUAAUAUUACAACAUUCAGCUUUUAGCUGAUGGCAAUAGUUACUUUUAAAGUACAGUUAUAUUAAAUUUAAACUUUUUUUGAUGUAUUUUCCUUCGUGUUAGGGUGCAACAGCAAGCUUUACAUAUCAUGUAUGUUUAAUGAGUAUUAUAUGUAAACCAUCUGGCAUAGAGUUUAUAGUUAGCAAGUCAUUUAUAGAGUUUGCAAGUUAUUUAUAGAGUUUGCUAGUAAUGUAUAGAGUUUGCAAGUUUUUUAUAGAGUUUGCUAGUAAUGUAUAGAGUUUGCAAGUUAUUUAUAGAGUUUGCUAGUAAUGUAUAGAGUUUGCAAGUUAUUUACCUACAGAUGAAAUGAAUUAAAAAUUUAUCGCUGUUUGCUUAAGAUUGUAAAACUGGUCUGGUUUAACUAUAUUUUUUUAAUGAAUCCUUGCAAUCAUGUCAUUCUUUAUAUUGUAAAUUGUAUUUAAAGUUAUGUAUAUAAUUUAUUGUAUAUUAUGAAACAUAUCAAUACACAACUAUAUAUCAAUACACAACUAUAUGGGUGAUAAAAUAUACAAAUUAUUAAUAUUUUCUAUAAAUGGAGUGAAUAAAUCUUAUUUUCUCAAU
This is a messenger RNA of Lottia gigantea (owl limpet), 2814 nucleotides long. RefSeq lists its product as hypothetical. The record is from RefSeq and is a predicted model, not a curated record. Gene Ontology annotation, molecular function: protein binding. NCBI's taxonomy places the organism in Eukaryota, Metazoa, Mollusca, Gastropoda, Lottiidae. The transcript has 9 exons. The coding region runs from base 1 to 1962 and encodes 653 amino acids.